AUGCGGGUCCGUAUCCGAGACCCCUCGGGCAAAUCAAGCACUGCGACACUCGAUGACUCUGCGACAAUAGACACGCUGCGGAAAACAAUCGCAGCUGAAACGUCUUUGUCUGCCUUUGAAGUCAAGUAUGGCUAUCCUCCGAAACCACUGGUGCUCGACCAAUAUCCUUCUUCCAAGCUGCUCUCGGAGCUUGAAUUCAAACUGAACGGAGAACAGCUGAUUGUCAAUUCUGUUGAACCGUCGUCAGGCCGCAAAGAUAUUCCUCAGCCACUUCAGUCGGCACAUAGCAGCGGCUCUCAGCAAGAGGCCCAAACCGGUCCCUCCAAGGACCCGAAUCCCACUUCUCGAUCAUCCGCGGCCGCAUCCCAGCCGGCUCCCACCCUUCAGGGAUCCUCAUCAGCACCUUUAUCACUCACCCGGAAAGACAAUAAAGAGAUGUCGGAUCCGCCCGAAAUCUUCCUCCCAGAUCUAGGAGGGAGCUUGGUUCUGCGAAUCAUGCCGGACGACAAUUCGUGUCUGUUCAGAGCGAUUGCCAGCGCUGUCAUGUCAGACAUGGACACAGUAACGGAAUUGAGAUCCAUCGUUGCCCAAACAAUUCAGGCCAACCCUGAUAAAUAUUCGAAGCCAAUCUUGGAUAACAAAGAACCGGACGCAUAUUGUCGGUGGAUACAGAGUGAGGAUGCCUGGGGUGGCCAAAUCGAACUUGACAUCCUGAGUCAGCAAUUUGACAUCGAAAUUUGCAGCAUUGACGUCCAAACUUUGCGGGUUGACAGAUACAACGAAGGAGCUCGUCGACGUUGCUUCGUUGUCUACUCGGGCAUCCAUUACGACACAAUCGCACUUAGUCUGUUCGGGAUGCCACCAGAGGAUGAUGUCAAGCAGUUUGAGCAACCGUUGUCGGAUGAGGUCCUUCCACAGGCUGUGGCUUUGUGUCAGAGGCUCCAGGAAAAACAUUACUACACCGACACUGCUGGAUUCAGGCUUAAAUGUGGUGACUGCGGCGCCACCUGUAUUGGUGAGGCUGGAGCAACUCAGCACGCCCAAGCGACUGGCCACUAUAAUUUCGGAGAGGCCACAUAG
Capronia epimyces CBS 606.96 is the source of this 1080-nucleotide messenger RNA. RefSeq lists its product as uncharacterized. Gene Ontology annotation, biological process: endoplasmic reticulum unfolded protein response; protein deubiquitination. The transcript has a single exon. Lineage: Eukaryota; Fungi; Ascomycota; Eurotiomycetes; Chaetothyriales; Herpotrichiellaceae. The record is from RefSeq and is a predicted model, not a curated record. Gene Ontology annotation, cellular component: nucleus; cytosol. Gene Ontology annotation, molecular function: cysteine-type deubiquitinase activity. The coding region runs from base 1 to 1080 and encodes 359 amino acids.